This is a messenger RNA of Equus quagga, 2951 nucleotides long. Its product is annotated as zinc finger protein 709-like. The transcript is spliced from 6 exons. The coding region runs from base 81 to 1667 and encodes 528 amino acids. Gene Ontology annotation, biological process: regulation of DNA-templated transcription. Lineage: Eukaryota; Metazoa; Chordata; Mammalia; Perissodactyla; Equidae. The record is from RefSeq and is a predicted model, not a curated record.
GCUGCACUCUCUGUCGCGCUGUGACCUGCACUUGUCGUGGGGGUCGUAGGAAGGACUCGGGGGACCCAGGAGCCCUAGAAAUGGACUCGGUGGCCAUUGAGGACGUGAGUGUGAACUUCACCCCAGAGGAGUGGGCUUUACUGGAUCCUUCACAAAAGAAACUCUACAGAGAUGUUAUGUGGGAAACCUUGAGGCACCUGGCCUCAGUAGGAAUAACAUGGGAAGAUUGUGACGUUGAAGAUCAGUACAAAGGCCAGGGGAGAAAAGUAAGAAAGCGUAGGGUAGGGAGAGUCUGUGAAAGUGAAGAAGAUAGUCAGUUUGGAGAAAACUUCAGCCUUCUUCCAAAUCUCAGUCUGAACAAGAAAACUACAGGAGCUAAACCAUGGGGAUGCAGUGCAUGUGGAAGAGUCUUCACGCAUCAUUCAUCCCUUAAAAUGCACAUUAGAUGUCACACUGAACAUAAAACAUAUGACUAUCAAAAAUAUGGAGAGAAGCCAUAUAAAUGUAAGGAAUGUGGGAAAGCCUUCACUUAUCUCACUUUACUUCGAGCACAUGAAAGAAUUCAUACUGGAGAGAAACUCUAUGAAUGUAAAACAUGCAGUAAAGCAUUCACUUGUUCCAGUUCUCUUCAACUUCAUGAAAGAAUUCAUACUGGAGAGAAACCAUAUGAAUGUAAAAAAUGCAGUAAAGCAUUCACUUGUUCCAGUCAUCUUCUAAAACAUGAAAGAAUUCAUACUGGAGAGAAACCCUAUGAAUGUAAAACAUGCAGUAAAGCAUUCACUUCUUCCAGUAAUCUUCAACUUCAUGAAAGAAUUCAUACUGGAGAGAAACCCUAUGAAUGUAAAACAUGCAGUAAAGCAUUCACUUGUUCCAGUCAUCUUCUAAAACAUGAAAGAAUCCAUACUGGAGAGAAACCAUAUGAAUGUAAGAAAUGCAGUAAAGCAUUCACUUGUUCCAGUCAUCUUCGAAAUCAUGAAAGAAUUCAUACUGGAGAGAAACCCUAUGAAUGUGAAAAAUGCAGUAAAGCAUUCGCAUGUUCCAGUUAUCUUCAAGUUCAUGAAAGAACUCAUACUGGAGAGAAACCCUAUGAAUGUAAAAAAUGCAGUAAAGCAUUCACUUGUUCCAGUCAUCUUCGAAAUCAUGAAAGAAUUCAUACUGGAGAGAAACUCUAUGAAUGUAAAACAUGCAGUAAAGCAUUCACUUCUUCCAGUAAUCUUCAAAGACAUGAAAGAAUUCAUACUGGAGAAAAACCCUAUGAAUGUAAAACAUGCAGUAAAGCAUUCACUUGUUCCAGUUCUCUUCAACUUCAUGAAAGGAUUCAUACUGGAGGGAAACCCUAUGAAUGUAAAAAAUGCAAGAAACCCUUUGAAUGUAAAAUAUGUGGUAAAGCCUUCAGUUAUACCAGUUCUCUUUCAACACAUAAAAGAACUCAUACAGGAGAGAAACCCUAUGAAUGUGAGAACUGCAGUAAAGCAUUCACUUGUAACAGUUCUCUUCGAAGACAUGAAAGAACUCACAGUGCAGAGAAAUCCUAUGAAUGUAAAGAAUGCAAUAAAGCCUUCACUGCUUCCAAAUUUCUUCGAGUCCAUUUAAGAAGUCACACUGGAGAGAAAGCCUAUGAAUGUGAGGAAAGUCAGAAAGGCUUUAGUUCUCAUGCAAACUUUUGAGGAUAUGCAUGAAUGCACACUAGAGGUAAAAGCAGGUAGAUAGAAACAAUUUGGGAUUGUGGUGAUUGCACUUCUUUCUUGAAGGCAUGAAAGGACUCACUGGAUAAAAACGUCUUGAAUGUUCAGAGCAAGAGAAAGAGUUCAGUUGGCCUACACCCUUCUAUGUGAAACUCCCACCAAAAAGAAAUGUAAAUGUAAGUCAUAUGAGAAAGCUUCAUGGAAAUUAAUUUGUACAUGAGGUUCUAGAAAACUUUCAACAGGAAAGAGUCGUUAUAAAAGUGGUAAAUAUAUUGUAUUUAUCAAGCCUUUCUUAAAGUGCAACAUUAGACUGUGGAUUUCUAUAAAUUACUUCAGAAACGAAUAUUGAGGUGAGAUGAUUCUGCUGGUCCUUCAGAAGUAGUAAAUAAGACUCAGGUAGUGCAUUUCCCCUAAAUCAGUUUUUUUUUUUAAAUAAUGUUUUAAUUGUUCUGUGUUAAAGGGCUAUUGAAAAAUGACAGUUUGUAUUUGUUGUGAUUUUCUUACUGGCCUUGUAUUUACAGUUCCUGGAUAUGCCUCAUCCAUUGUACAUAUUGUACAUGUUUUAGAGAAAGCGCCUUUUUGGGGGUGGUGGGUGGAGGAGCCUGUUUUUAUUUUCUGUACUAUUAAACAGUUGGAAAAAAUUAUGUAUGGCAAGUUUAUCCAAGAGUGUACUUCCUGUGAAUUCUUAUUUUCCCAUUUGGGCCUUUGCUGUUUGUCCUUCCUUCUGACUGGUAUUUGGUGAAUAGACUGAAUUAAGUAGAGGCCUGUGGCAGGCAACAAAAUCUAGAGCUGGACACAUCACCCCUGUACUGCGUUAUGUCAGUGAGAGUAAUCUGAACAGCGAGAUCUUUAAGAAUCCGUCCCCUUUAUGGUGCCGUGUUUGGAAUUCCCCAGUGGCCUCACUUGCAUGAGAUUUGGAAGGCAGAAGCACACAAGGCCUUAGGCCGAUUUUCGAGCCACCACACAGGGAUGGAGACAGUUCCAUAGGGGCUUCAAGGACACCAUCUUCCAUCCCUUUUUCUGGAUUCUUUGCCCUUCUUGUCAAGAGUAUCUUGAAAACCACCAAGAAUUAGUUGAUUUCCGUAUUGUUAGAGAUGCACUUUCCACUAGUUUCACAUCAAAGAUCCAUUCGAGUUAGGGUCUUUCUGUAAGGCCUUUUGUGUCCACGAGGAAUCUAAUUCAGACCUUCGUGGUUGGGAGUAUUCUCUGAUUCCCCUUUUCUCUAGAUGAUAAUUGACUAAAGUCUAAGCUGUAUAGGAAACACUU